Closterium sp. Naga37s-1 is the source of this 888-nucleotide messenger RNA. Lineage: Eukaryota; Viridiplantae; Streptophyta; Zygnematophyceae; Desmidiales; Closteriaceae. The record is from the annotation of a GenBank genome assembly.
AUGGCAGUCAACCCGUCUCCGCCUUCCGCAGCCUUCCCUGCAUCGUCCCCUUUUUCCGCAUCCGCCAAUCCCCCCAUUUUCUCUGCUUCCGCGCCCGCGGAUCCCGCCGCGCCGUCCCCCGUCCGCCCGCACAAGCCCACCGGCCGGCACGGCGCGACCGACCAGCAACGCCGGCGCGAGCUCGCUCUGGAGCGGCAGCGCGCCGCGCGGCGGGACCUGCAACUGCACGCGCGCCACGUGGCUCUCGCCGCAACUGGCGCCGUGACUCUCGCUGACGAGGUCGAGGCGCGCGAGUCUGCCGCCGCAGCGCCAGAGACGAGAGAAGUUUCUCCGCUGCUUCCAGAGAUAUGCGAGUUCGACGAGGCGUCUGGUCAAUGGACGAGGAUCGACCAAGAGGGGUUCAGAAUCGACGGCUCAGGGAGAAGGAUCGAGCUAGUCAGCCUAGGAUCUGAUGCGUCUGGAUCUACCAGAGAACCCUUUGCUACUGGAGCGAGAAUUGAUGCUGCCGAAGGGGAAGGCACUGAGGAGGGGCGUGUGUUGGGAGGAGUGGGUAACGGGGAGGGGGUGUUUAGGACAGUGCGUGAAGAGGGAGGGGAAGGUAUGGAGAUGGACGGGGAGGGGGAUGGGGAGGGGGACAGUGAAGGCGUUGUGGGGAUUGAACAGGAGAUGAGGUGUCUGUUUGUGCCACACGGUGAGGCUGGCGGGGGAAGAGGAAAGGGAGGAGCAGGAGGAAGAGGGGGCAGAGGAGGGCGAGGAGAGAGUGGGGGCGCGGUUGACGCAGAGAGAGGGGUAUCGGACGGUGCAAGGGAGUGGUACGCGCAGCAGCUCAUGCUGCCUGAAUGGAUGGUCGACGUUCCGCCUCGACUCGCCUCUGAUUGGAAUGCGUGA